This is a messenger RNA of Peromyscus eremicus (cactus mouse), 5509 nucleotides long. RefSeq names its product pleckstrin homology like domain family B member 2 (gene Phldb2). NCBI's taxonomy places the organism in Eukaryota, Metazoa, Chordata, Mammalia, Rodentia, Cricetidae. The coding region runs from base 144 to 3950 and encodes 1268 amino acids. The transcript has 20 exons. The record is from RefSeq and is a predicted model, not a curated record. Gene Ontology annotation, biological process: regulation of microtubule cytoskeleton organization. Gene Ontology annotation, cellular component: basal cortex.
GUGGCGGCGGCGGCGGCAGCGACGGCGGGGACCCGGACUAGGACCCCAGGGACGGAGGAGGGGGCGAGGGCCAGGCCAAGGGCAGCGGGACCAGUGGAGAGAGCUGCGACUUCAAAGAAAGAUGAGCUGGGUCCAGCAAUAUCAUGGCAGAAGGUAGCAGCAGACAGAAGCAGCUGGAAUUACAAAAUGGUAGCUUAGAGGAAGGAUUUGUGGUCCGUUCCCUGGAGAUCGAGCCCCAGAACAUGAUGGAGAGCCUAAGCCCCCGGAAAUAUUCGUCCAGUCUGAAGUUUAAAGCCAACGGAGACUAUUCUGGCUCGUAUUUAACCCUCUCACAACCCGUGUCUACCAAGAGAAGCCCUUCUCCCCAGGGCGCCAGUGUCAGGAGCAGCCCCUCCUUGGCCAAAAUCCAGGGAAGCAAACCGUUUUGUGAUGGAACUGACAAAAAUGUUUCCAUGAAACCUCCUGCUUCGUUCCUCAGCUCUGCCGUCUUUCUUAGUGGAUAUCCACUCGGGAGAGCAGAUUUGGAUCAUUAUACUAGUCGGGAGAGUGAGAGGUCCUCCAGGUUCUCAGAGAAGCCUCCCUAUUCCAGAUACAGCUCUAGGAAUAAAUCACACGACAACGUCUACUUUCUCGGGGGGCUGGAAGGAAGGAAAGCCUCUGGCUCGCUCCUGACCAUGUGGAAUGGAGGUUCCCUGAGUGGCGCUGGCUCCGCACCCGCCAGCAGAUCUGGGGCAGCGAGCAUGCCUUCAAGCCCCAAGCAAGCUAGGAAAAUGAACCUUCAGGAGAACUUGGCACUUCAGCCCAGGUUAAGCAGGCACAAGGAGCCAGCCUCUGAAAACGUCAGUGUGAGAACAAGGAAGUAUUCAGGGAGCAGCCUGAGUAAUAUGGGUGCCUACAGCCGAUCGCUUCCUAGGUUGUACAAAGCCACAGACAACCAGAUGCCGCCUCUCAGCCUGCCUCCAAGAAAUUCCCUGGGCAAUUCCAAACGAGGUCAGUUAGGGGAAAAGGAUCUACCUCAUAGCAUAGUGGAUAAUGACAAUUACCUUAACUUUUCUUCUCUAAGCUCAGGGAUUCCGCCCUAUAAAAUCUCUCUCUCAGAGGGAAAUCCUUACGUCAGCUCCACAUUCAGUGUCCCUGCCAGUCCUCGAGUGGCUCGGAAGAUGCUCCUGGCCUCCACCUCCUCUGAUGACUUUGACAGGGCUUCAUACUCAGGGACCAGCCCGAGUCAUUCCUUAAUUUCUGGAGAACCAGACCGAGUGCUUGUGGCCAGGAGAAACUUCUCUUGUGGGUCUAUGGAGUUUGAUGAUUCUGAUCUGGAAAGCCUAAGACAGUCCUCUGAAACUCCCCAGCCUGUCCUUCGAGAACGGAAAAGUAGCAUCAGCUCCAUCACAGGCCGAGACGAUCUGAUGGAUUAUCACCGACGGCAGAGGGAGGAGAGACUCAGGGAGCAGGAGAUGGAGCGACUGGAGCGGCAGCGGCUGGAGACCAUCCUCAGUCUCUGUGCUGAGUACACGAAGCCGGAAGGUCGACGGCUGUCCGCUGGCACCACGGUGGCUGAUGUACAGAAAAUCAACAAGGAGCUUGAGAAGCUGCAGCUGUCAGAUGAGGAGUCUGUGUUCGAGGAGGCUCUGGUGUGCCCCGACGCCAGGUACAGGUGCCAUCGGAAGGGUUCUCUUCAGGAUGUCGACGUUGUCGGCUUCGGGAGCCUCAGUCACAGCGCCAACUUCCUGGCCCCCAGGGGCAGCAGGAAUGAUGAACUGCUUGGUGACCUCACCAGGACGCCUCCACCAUCCUCAUCUGGAUUUCUGAAAACAUCCAAUGAGUCCUCCUACCUCAGUAUCCUACCGAAGACCCCGGAGGAUAUAGGUGAGGAACAGAGGACUCGGGAGUUGGCUGCAAUGGAAGAUGCCCGGAUGGUGAUUCUGAACAACCUUGAGGAGCUUGAACAGAAAGUCAAAGAUAUAAAUGACCAAAUGGAUGAAUCUUCCAGAGAGUUGGAUAUGGAAUGCGCUCUUUUGGAUGGAGAGCAGAAAUCCGAGACGGCUGAGCUCAUGAAGGAGAAGGAGAUUCUGGAUCAUCUAAACCGGAAAAUCACGGAACUAGAAAAGAACAUUGUAGGCGAAAAGACCAAGGAGAAGGAAAAGCUUGAUGCUGAGAGGGAAAAGCUAGAGAGGCUUCAGGAGCUUUACUCCGAGCAGAAGACCCAGCUGGACAAUUGUCCUGAGUCCAUGAGGGAGCAGUUACAGCAGCAACUCAAGAGGGAUGCUGACCUGUUGGAUGUUGAGAGCAAACACUUUGAAGACUUGGAAUUUCAGCAGCUUGAGCACGAGAGCCGUCUGGAUGAGGAAAAGGAGAACUUGACUCAGCAGCUCCUGAGGGAGGUGGCGGAGUAUCAACGGAACAUCGUCGCAAGGAAGGAAAAAAUUUCUGCAUUGAAAAAGCAAGCCAGUCACAUUGUUCAGCAGGCUCAGAGGGAACAAGACCACUUUGUGAAAGAAAAGAACAAUCUAAUAAUGAUGCUCCAAAGAGAAAAGGAGAAUCUUUGUCAUUUGGAAAAGAAGUACUCCAGCCUCACAGGGGGAAAAGGAUUUCCUAUUAACCCCAAUACUCUGAAAGAGGGCUAUAUCAGUGUAAAUGAGAUUAAUGAGUCAUGUGACAGUUCCACGAAUCUAUCCCCUUCCACUCAGUUCCCUGCUGACGCUGACGCUGCUGUCACUGAGCCUGCCUCGGCUGUGCCGGUGAGCCAGCCCCAGAGUUCAGAGCACUUUAGAAGUCUGGAAGAAAGACGAAAACAGCAUAAGGAAGGUCUCUAUCUGAGUGACACCUUGCCGCGAAAGAAAACCACACCUUCCAUCUCUCCACACUUCAGCAGUGCCACAAUGGGGAGAAGCAGCACCCCGAAGGCUCACCUGCCUCUGGGGCAGAGCAACAGCUGUGGCAGUGUGCUCCCCCACUCGCUGGCAACCAUGACCAAGGACGCAGAGUCUCGGAGGAUGCUCAGAGGAAGAAUGAACUCCUCAGCAGGAACAAUUAAUAAUUCCAAAAGUUCAAGUGUAAAAGGUUAUAAUCACCAACAGAUGAGUGAAGGACAGAGACAGAAACCUGAGUUUUACAACCGCACGGCCUCUGAGUCCAAUGUCUACUUGAAUAGUUUCCAUUACCCAGAUCACAGCUACAAGGACCAGGCCUAUGACACGUUGAGCCUGGACAGCUCAGACAGCAUGGAGACCAGCAUUUCUGCCUGUUCGCCGGACAAUAUCUCUAGUGCCAGCACAUCCAACAUUGCCAGAAUAGAAGAGAUGGAGAGACUUCUGAAACAGGCCCAGGCUGAGAAGACCCGGCUACUUGAAUCCAGGGAACGGGAAAUGGAAGCCAAGAAACGAGCCCUGGAAGAAGAAAAACGACGCCGGGAAAUCCUGGAAAAACGACUGCAAGAAGAAACCAGCCAGAGGCAGAAGCUAAUAGAAAAAGAAGUAAAAAUCAGAGAGAAGCAAAGGGCACAGGCUCGUCCUCUGACUCGCUAUCUGCCUGUCCGGAAGGAAGACUUUGAUUUGAGGAGUCACGUGGAGACGGCAGGCCACAAUAUUGACACCUGUUUUCAUGUGUCAAUCACAGAGAAGACCUGCCGGGGCUACCUCAUCAAAAUGGGUGGAAAAAUUAAAACGUGGAAGAAACGUUGGUUUGUUUUUGACCGGAAUAAGCGGACAUUUUCUUAUUACGCAGACAAACACGAGGCUAAAUUGAAAGGCGUGAUAUACUUUCAAGCCAUCGAAGAAGUGUACUAUGAUCACCUCAAGAAUGCUAAUAAGAGUCCUAACCCAUUGCUCACCUUUAGCGUGAAGACACACGACAGAAUCUAUUACAUGGUGGCGCCAUCACCAGAGGCCAUGCGGAUCUGGAUGGACGUUAUAGUGACUGGUGCGGAAGGAUAUACUCACUUCCUGUUGUAAUGAACUUCACCAAUGGUCCACUGCGGGGCAGACUGCAAUAGUCUCUUGCAAGAAUGAAGCCAUAUCUAGUCUCAGAUGGAAAGGCCUAGCAGACCAUCCCUUUAGCUGUGUACACUCGGAACUCUUUUCAUACUGAGGAGCCUUCCAUAAAAAAGGAAAACAGGGCUCUUAGUGAAAGAACUGGAGCUCCUUUGACAAAAAUAAAAGACAAAAAACAAAACACUAUUUUUUGAUAAAAGCAUCAUUUAGAUGUGCAUUUCUCAAAAACUUUUUAUCAGUGGAUGUUGGUUAAAUAAACUGAACAGUUUACACAAUGUCUGUAAAUAUGUACUUAGAAAUGUGAGAUUACUUUAGAACCCAAAUCAUUGCCAUUGGUAAUCAACUGCCUUCUUUGCAGGAAGUAGCAUUUUAUAAAAAUAAACAAAUAAGUUAGAAGGCAACAGAUUUUAGACAUUUUGCCUUAUAUUUUAAAUACUGCACCAAAACCAAAGACAUGGUGUGACUCCUGUUUAAAUCAGUGUUACUCCCUAAAUACUCUUUAAAAUGAUAUUUUGAUGCCAACUCUGUAGUGUCCCCCCCCCCCCCUCAGAAGCUACUGUGGAUAUAUUUUAAACCACUUCUUAAAAGAAUUAAAAAAAAAAAAAAAAGCUCCUUGUUUUGCGAAAAGACCAUCUCAGACAACAGAAACCCGCAACACCAGCAGUUUUAAUUAAGGAGAAUACUUAGUGGGAAGAGCCUGUUCCACUGAAGAUUUGUUCAUUCCUGGUGCUGAGAAUAAAAGCAACCAGUGGCCGAUUUUCUUUUAGACUGCCUAGUUCCUCUUGCUUAUGGGGCAAAGCUGUUAACUGUGCCCUCACAUGGCAUAAGUAUGAAACCAUCUCUGUCUCACUGAAAAAAGACAGCCAAAAUUCAAAUUAACAUUCUCCCUGCUAUAUCUUUUUGCAUAUAUCUUUACAAAUAGCCUUGUUUUUAGAGCUAAUUUUUUGUUGAAUGAAAUGACUUCGGGCAAGUCUCUUUUAUAAUUGUUUUCCAAGUGCCAUUUAUUUUAGCUUUUGUAUUUUGUGUUUUUAAGUAUGAACUCUUUCCUAAAACAUGCCAAAUGGAUAGAAGUAGAAAAUAAUGACAUGACUUACUCGUAUACGUGAAAUGAUUAGAAAUGUCCAUGAAAUUUUGUCAGGCCUGACGGGGUACAAUUUGUUUUUAAACUUACAGUGUACUUUUAUACCUGUAUACAUGUUACCAAUAAUAAGAUUGUGCAACUGGAUGAUGCAAGGUUUUACUUGAAUAAUAAGGGACAAAUAUCAUGACUGUAGGAGGCAUUUUUCAUCUGUGAUAUUUGCAGCCUUCCCCCUUCAACUCUAGGGAGCUAAAACAUUAAAAUGCAAUUGCUAAGAUUUGGUUGGUUAAUGUAAAGAUCCAACUUGUCUGUACUGUACUUUCUCCAUAGGAUUGUAAGGGUGUUCAAAUCAAUUUGCAUGUCUGAACCUUUUAGAUAUGUGUGUGUUAAAUGUAUUGAGUUUGGAUUAAAGUGUCGACCUGAUUUCACAAUUGAAAGUAAA